Messenger RNA from Durio zibethinus, 902 nucleotides. RefSeq lists its product as uncharacterized. The record is from RefSeq and is a predicted model, not a curated record. NCBI's taxonomy places the organism in Eukaryota, Viridiplantae, Streptophyta, Magnoliopsida, Malvales, Malvaceae.
AACUAGCCGUUACAACAAAGCGGCCUCUCUCAACGGUCCAUUUCCAGCUUUCCACUCGAAGAUUCGAACGUUAUGCCCAAACUUUCUCACCUUAUAUACUCUCCUCUCCUCGUUUUUCUUCUACAACAAAGCCUCUUAUCUCUGUCAGAAACAAUCUCUUUUUCCAUCAAAUACGAUUCCAAGUUUCUCUUCAAUGGGUCUCUCAAUUGAGAAUUCUGCAACACAAUCUCACAGCCGCAUGCACAAAACCUUCCUCAUCAGCAACUACAUUCUCUUGGGAGCAGCCUCGAGUUGCAUCUUCCUUACCCUCUCCCUCCGCUUACUCCCAUCGCUGUGUGGCUUCUUCCUUAUUCUCCUCCACGUUAUCACCAUUGUCGGCGCCGUUGCAGGCUGCUCCGUCGCCACUUCCGGGUCCAACAAAUGCUACGCAGCCCACAUGGUUGCUAUGGUGCUAACAUCGAUAUUCCAGGGCUCUGUCUCAGUGCUAAUAUUGACCAGAACUUCUGAUUUCUUGGGGUAUUUGAAGUCUUACGUAAGGGAAGAAGAUGGGGUUGUUAUAUUGAAGUUGGCAGGUGGGUUGUGUGUGGCUGUCUUUUGCUUGGAAUGGGUGGUUUUGGGGCUUGCAUUUGUGUUAAGAUACUAUGCUUUUGUGGAAGGUCAUGGGGUUGGAAAUGGGCAAUCAUCGAAUCAGAGGAAUGGGAAAGGUCAAGAUGAGGAUUUGAAGAAUUGGCCAUGGCCUUUCCAAGUUUAAGAGACUUUUUUGAGUUUUGACAGCAAAAUUUUGCUUUUGUUUUUACAUUUAUUGUUGGGGAAUUCCAGUUCUUUGUAUUGCUUGUUUAUCAUCAGUUUGUGAUCAGAUUGAUUAUUCGUUAUAAAUUGUUGAUUUUGUUGGUAUUUUUUGC